GCUUCAAGGGUUGGUUGGGUAACAACUUGUUGAAUAUUAACGCGAAAAUAAAUUCACACAUGUCUUAUAUCAGGACAGCACCAGAGUGAGGUGAAUCGGCAAAGGUUUGCUUUGAACAAUUUGUGGCUACGAUUUAUCUGAAAAAGACCGUGCUUCCCCGGCUGUUUCGCUUUGCAAUACCAUGUCGUCCGUCAAGAUCGAGUGUGCGGUGAAGGAGAAGAACAAGAUUGGGGAAAGCCCAGUGUGGGAGGAGAAGGAAGGCACUCUUUUGUAUGUGGACGUUUCAGGACAGAAGGUCUGCCGGUGGAACCCUGCUACCAAUCAAAUCCACACCUUGAAAACUGAUCAGUAUGUUGGGUCGGUGGUGCCACGCAGGUCAGGAGGGUAUAUCAUUGGAGUGGGAACCCGCUUCGCUGCAGUGGAUUGGAAGCAGCAGACCAUAACCACCAUUGCUCACGUGGACGAGGGCAAGUCCAACAACAGAUUCAAUGAUGGCAAAGUGGAUCCUGCUGGCAGAUAUUUUGCAGGAACCAUGGCUUUGGAGGUCCGUCCUGCUGAGCUGGAGAGACACCAGGGCUCUCUCUUCACGCUGAACCCCGACCACUCAGUGGUGAAGCACUUUGACAAGGUGGACAUCUCCAAUGGCUUGGACUGGUCAUUGGACCACAAGAUCUUCUACUACAUCGACAGCUUGUCCUUCAAGGUGGAUGCAUUUGACUAUGACAAGAAGACAGGGAACAUCUCUAAUCGCAGGGCUGUCUAUCACCUGGAGAAGGACGAAGGCAUCCCAGAUGGAAUGUGUAUUGACACGGAGGGCAAGCUGUGGGUGGCCUGCUAUAGUGGAGGGAGAGUUCUCCAUAUCGACCCGACGACAGGCAAACGGCUGCGGACUGUGAAGCUGCCUGUGGACAGGACGACCUCGUGCUGCUUCGGGGGGCAGGACUAUUCCGAGCUGUACGUGACCACGGCCUCUGAGGGCAUGGACGAGGACUCGAUGAAGAGGCAGCCUGAAGCCGGAGGGAUCUUCAAGAUCACUGGACUGGGAGCUAAAGGAAUUCCACCCUACUCCUUUUCUGGAUAAUCUCAAUUUCUGUUGUUUCCUUGAAAAAAAAAAACAGCAAACACCAAACACUUUUAAAUAUAACCACAAAAAUAUUUCCAUAACUAGGGUUCAUUAAACAAUACUGUGCAUUGCUUUAAGUAAUUUGUUAGGUAAGAUAUUAAUGUUGCAUUAGAAAGUUCAUUCCCUCUGAUGCAUGGUAUCACGUGGUGAUAUUUGAAAACUGGAAUGUUUAAGGUGUUUGUAAAAACCAACAAAAUAUUUUAACUUGGGCCAGGGGCAGGAACUGAACAAGGGCAUAUUUGACUAACUAGGUAAUUUGGAAGGUUGUAUCAGGGAAACAAAAAAUGGUAAAGUUGAGAAACAGGUUUAGCAAACGAGUGGUGUAUUUUAAUUUACAUUGAAAAUAGUGUCAGGCCAUAAAUUUGAUUUUGUUACAGUUCAGGGUGAGGAUAAUAACAACAAUAAAAAAAUACUGUCUAGUUUCAAAAUGUUUACAAAAUAUUUGCAGAUAUCAACCUAGUCAUUAUGGUAACAGUUUAUUACACAGUAUAUGUCUGGUAACAGAUUUGUUGGAAUAUAACGCGUCAUAUACAGAUCAAUACCAAGCGAAAACAAUACAGAGUGAAUGUAUACAUACUGUUCUAACUUCUUGACAUUAAAAUCAGUAAAUGUUU
Messenger RNA from Lepisosteus oculatus (spotted gar), 1737 nucleotides. RefSeq names its product regucalcin (gene rgn). NCBI's taxonomy places the organism in Eukaryota, Metazoa, Chordata, Actinopteri, Semionotiformes, Lepisosteidae. Gene Ontology annotation, molecular function: gluconolactonase activity; calcium ion binding; enzyme regulator activity. Gene Ontology annotation, biological process: L-ascorbic acid biosynthetic process. The record is from RefSeq and is a predicted model, not a curated record.